UAAACAAAAAAACAUGUUUCAUUGUGAUAUGAGAAUGAGAUAGAAUGAGCCACAAGCAGCUAAUCACAACGCAGUGUCCGUUAUCUCAGUACUGAAGCCUCUAAACCAUUAAACCACAAAGAAAAAAAAUGGCAGUCUCCUCCUGCUCUUUCACCUUGGUUUCUCCCUUUUUGUCCCACAAGUCAAAUGAUCUCCCUCGAAAUGCAGCAACUACACCUUCCAGCAGUGCAAUGGACACAACAACCUCCACUGUAGAAAGUAAGAAACAGCCUAUUCAGAAAAGAAGACCGUUACUGUUAGGUAUUGGAGCAUUGGUAGCAAAUUUACAACCAUCAAAAUUGCUCCUUGCUGAAGAAGUAGUGCCAGACAAAUAUCGUGCUUUUGUGGACUAUAUAGAUGGGUAUUCUUACGUAUAUCCUUCAGAUUGGAAGGAAUUUGACUUCAGGGCUCAUGAUUCUGCAUUCAAAGACAGAUAUCUACAGUUGCAAAAUGUGAGGGUGAGGUUCAUACCAACUGAGAAGAAAGAUAUAAGAGAUAUGGGUCCAUUGGAAGAGGUCGUAUCAUUUUUGGUCAAACAUAGAUAUGCAGCACCAAAUCAAAGACCAACAAUAUAUGACAUGCAGGAGAAAACGGUGGAUGGAAAACAUUACUAUUCAUUUGAAUAUGUGCUUACUUCUCCAAAUUACUCAAGUGCCUCAUUUGCAACAAUUGCUAUAGGAAACGGAAGGUACUACACGUUAAUUGUGGGAGCCAAUGAGAGGCGAUGGAAAAGAUAUCGAGAUCAGCUCAAAGUGGUGGCGGACUCCUUUCGUCUUCUUGACAUCUGAAAUGUCAUUGCACAAUUCGCCACCUGUUCUGAUUUUUCUACAGAUCAAGUUUAUAUCAAAAUUUUCUUCUCAUCUCAUUCAUAUGUUACAUGUGUAUAUAAACUCUUUUGAUCUCUCGAGAAUUUACAAUUUACAAAUGUGUCUUAAACAUA
Arachis duranensis is the source of this 979-nucleotide messenger RNA. Its product is annotated as photosynthetic NDH subunit of lumenal location 1, chloroplastic. Bases 129 to 827 code for a protein of 232 amino acids. Gene Ontology annotation, molecular function: calcium ion binding. Gene Ontology annotation, biological process: photosynthesis. NCBI's taxonomy places the organism in Eukaryota, Viridiplantae, Streptophyta, Magnoliopsida, Fabales, Fabaceae. The transcript is spliced from 7 exons. Gene Ontology annotation, cellular component: extrinsic component of membrane; photosystem II oxygen evolving complex; photosystem II. The record is from RefSeq and is a predicted model, not a curated record.